AUGGCUAUACCAGUUCGAUCCGCAUAUUUCCCAGGCCCUCGUAUGCCUGCUAUCGCCCCCAGUCCAGCCUUCCACUUUCUCGGGACUGGGAGGGAAGAAGGGCAUCACGAACUAUCUGACUCUAUUUCUAUUCAACCCACGACGUUUCGGCUUCCAUGGCCGUCAUCAUUCCCAGCAGCAAGGCAGUGCCGCCACUGGAAAGAGGCCCAGGCUUCAUGUAUCGAGCUUAUAAUCAACAUCCGCCGGCUACAAGCCGAAAAAAGCAAGGUUGUGCCCGAUGGAUUCAUGCUGACCACACGGGUCGAUGAUUCCCCUGCUCUGACUCCCAAAGAGCAGCUCAUUGUUGACUCAGCCGUCAACGCUGCUGCUUAUAUGACACCAAACGCAUCGCCAGCACGCUCUCGGUUGAUUUCUCAGCUGUAUAUGUUGCUAUGGGUUCAGGAUGUGGUUGACGAGAUCACAGACACCUUGGUGCAGAUUGUCCGCCGCGAGAUACCAAUCCCGAAGCAGGGAAUAUAUGCGACGUUUGGUCUGAAUACCGAGAUACUCAAUGACAAUAAUGGAGCUGCAUGCAUACUUGUCGAGGAAUUUGCCUCGUUCAUCUCCUUCACCCGGGAGCAGAACCGGAGCGAGUUCAAGGGGUUGCAGGACUUUUUGGACUAUCGUGGACAAGACAUUGCGCUAGACUUUAUCUCCACUGGUAUCCGGUUUGGCAAUGGACUUUGCCUCACUGCAGAGGAAAUUCAUCCCCUGAAAGAGAUUAUCAACAAGGCGAACGACCAUAUGAUUUUUGUGAAUGAUUUCUACUCUUAUGAAAAAGAGAAGCAUGCGAUGGUGGAGGAGAAUGCCUGUAUCUUGAAUGCGGUGCAUUACCUUGACACUGUAUUAAGCUCGGGUUCCUCACUGGCGAAAGAGAUCACCAUGCUCUUAAUUCUGGACUGGGAGGCCAGGAUGGAGGAUUCCCUUCGCCGAUUGGAAACGGAGGCAGGACUGACACGCCCUCAGCUGCGGUAUGCCCACGCGAUGGUCGAGGCUGCGGCGGGAAACCUCUUGUUUUCUGUAACUUCCGUCCGGUAUGCCAGGGGACAUGAAAUGAAGGAAGGAAAUUAG
This is a messenger RNA of Aspergillus terreus NIH2624, 1110 nucleotides long. RefSeq lists its product as uncharacterized. The transcript has 3 exons. NCBI's taxonomy places the organism in Eukaryota, Fungi, Ascomycota, Eurotiomycetes, Eurotiales, Aspergillaceae. The coding region runs from base 1 to 1110 and encodes 369 amino acids. The record is from RefSeq and is a predicted model, not a curated record.